AUGCCAUCGAUAUCCUUCAUCUUCACCAGUACACCCCUAAGCAAAGGGGACAUCACCCUCGGCUCACUCAUCCCUGACGUCCGGUAUCCGCACCAAGAUGCCUUCUCGCCGCUCUCCAUCCCUCCAACAGACAUCAGCCAGGUCGAAGACAAGAAUUUCGACGGGCGACUGCGAUCAGAGAGCAGUGCUUUCUUCAGAGCGUCGCUGACACGCAUCUUCACGGCCAGCGCGUCCAGAGACAGAGGCUCCACGCUGGGAGUCACCUCCAAGCAGGCACGUAUGUACCAGCUUCUCCAGCCAGCUCGCAUUUUUGAGCAGCUGUGUGAGCUGGAUGACGUGAAGAAGUGGCUGGAGAAGCAAUAUCGUAAUAAGCGGAAGUCGGUCUUCGUGACGGGAUAUCGCACGUUGGUAGAUGCGCAGCUGGUGCAAGAGCAGCGUGCAGCCACGAAGGUGGCCGUGGAAGCUACGAUUCCCGUCGGCGCGUUGGCUGGUGUUGACCCAACUCCGGCUGGAGCAAUGGAUGUUGGUGUUGCGGCUGGACACUCGAGGCAGAAGGAUGAGUCUGGUGCGUUUGAGACGGUUGGUGAGAGGAUUUAUGCCGUUUGUUAUAGAAAAAUCGUGUUGGGCUUUGUGGGGGAUGAACAAACGGCGGAUCUGAAGCCAGGAAACAAGUGGAAGGCUUUCGGCCACACGAGAGGAAAGAAUGACGGGAUUGAGCGGCCAGUUUAUGAGGCCAGUAUUGCUGCGGAGGAUGUUCAAGGUUCAGGCGAAAGUCAGACUUUUGUCAGCGAUGAUGGUGUGGAAGAGAUCUUUGCUGAGCUGGGUGACGAGGAAAGCGACGUGGAGGACGAUGAGAUGUGA
Messenger RNA from Pochonia chlamydosporia 170, 861 nucleotides. RefSeq lists its product as hypothetical. Lineage: Eukaryota; Fungi; Ascomycota; Sordariomycetes; Hypocreales; Clavicipitaceae. Bases 1 to 861 code for a protein of 286 amino acids. The transcript has a single exon. The record is from RefSeq and is a predicted model, not a curated record.